This is a messenger RNA of Thrips palmi, 1848 nucleotides long. Its product is annotated as mucin-5AC-like. NCBI's taxonomy places the organism in Eukaryota, Metazoa, Arthropoda, Insecta, Thysanoptera, Thripidae. The transcript is spliced from 3 exons. The record is from RefSeq and is a predicted model, not a curated record. Bases 1 to 1848 code for a protein of 615 amino acids.
AUGGCCUCGGCCUCCGCGUCGAGGCCCACGUCGCCCGUCCAGGACGAGCCCAGGAGCAGCAGGGCCGCGGCCAGGCCCACGUCGCCGGUCGUGGACUUCAUGAAGGCCGUGGCCAAGGCCGGCAAGCCCAAGGAAGCGCAGCAGAACGACAAGGCGGCCAAGGCCGAGGCCAAGGCCGUCAAGACGAGCAAAGCCAAGGACGAGCCCCCCGCGGCCAAGGCCAAGAGGCCCAAGGUCUUGGCAGACGACAGGGCAGUGACGUCACCUCCGGCCGCCGCCGUCUCCAAGGCGCUGUCAGACAAGACUGAUGCGAGGAUGGCCUCGCCGCCACCCGGCAUGCCUGGCAGGGACGCCCUGAGCAGGCCGACGUCGCCGCCGCCGAGGACGCCGGCAAAGGCCACCAAGCCCCGCGCCGCCAACGGCAACGCCACCGAGCCCAGCGACGCCGAGGCGGCCAGGUCCCCGAAGGCCGCCACACCCGACAUCGGCAAGGCCAUGGCGUCGGCGUUCAGGACCACGCUGAGGAGAGUGGCCUCGGCCGUCGGCGACGAGCCUCCUGCCGUGGCCAGGACCGCUUCGCUGCGCGGAAGAUCCCACUCCAAAGAACACGUGCCAGUUUCAGCGCUGGACUUCGACCCAAGCAUGGCGGAAAUCGUGCGAAUCGGAAGCAGGGUUGACAGGAACAGGGCGGCCCAGAAGUCAGAGCAGUCGGACCAACCGACGACUGCUGGUGCCACCAGCAGGGCCCCGCACCGUCCUCGCGCGCGCCGCGCGGACACAACCCCCAGUGGGGCACCUCCGCCCAAUGGGACACCCCCGCAUCCCCCGAUGGCGGCAAUGGCCAGCACCAGCGGCCCAGCGCCUCGCCCUCAGGUGCUGAACAUCGCAGCCCCAUCUAGUACAGAACCACGCCCCCAGAUGGUGACCACCCCCCAGAUGGUGACCACCCCCAGCAGCGCUGCACCACGCCCCCAGGUUUCUGCCACGCAGCAGGUGCCUUCAACUGGAUCCCCCUCUAAGCCACAGCCGCCGUCGGCAACCUCCCCGGGCAGCACGCCGCCGAGCUCGGGUCCCCAGACGCCCCCGAACGCCGUCCCCGCGGCCUCCCUCGCGAGGAGGCUCUCCAAGUCCCUGUCCAGGGACAACACGUGGAGCGACCUCAAGGCCCUGACGAGAACGGUGGCCAGCAGCGUGCUCGAGAGGAAGAACGCCAUGCGGACGCGCUCCAAGGACUUGGCGACCGCCAUCGAGGCCGUGGAGUCUACCGCCAGCGUCCUGGCCGCGACGGCCCCCACAGCGCCUGCAAACACCCCAGUGACUCCGGCGCCGACGCCCGCCACAACUUCAACUGCCGUCUCAACAACCCCUGCUGUCGUCACCACUGCCGCCCACACUGCCGUCGCCAAGCCCCUCACGGUGUCCAGGCGCUUCACGCUCAGACUGACCCACAAGGAGGCCAUGAAGGCCACGAGCGCGACCAUGAAGCCGCCCUCCACCGUGCCGCCCGCUACCGCCGCCGCCGCGCCACCCGCCGUGAGCACAUCAACGGCUACCCCCGGUACCAGCACCACCCCCACCGUGACCGCGCCGAAAGCCACCCCCAAAACCACGUCCAUCGCGAAGCGCUUCGCGACGCUCAAAAUGGCGAAGACCGCCAAGUCGUCUGGGGCCAGCCUCCCGGUCAAGGACAAGGACCCCUCCGUCACCACGAACAAGGCCACCAGCACGGCGAGCAGCGUGACUACAACCACCACCGUGACGACGACAACGGCCACGACGACCACCACCACCAGCGCGUCCAGCAUGCCCUUCGCCAAGCCCGGGCCCAUCCUCUCCAGCCCGGACUGA